AUGGAAACCCAAAAACCUACUGUUACAUGCUUAAUUAUAGGUGGAAAAAGAUGUUUGUAAUACACUUUUCCAGAUAAAACAGAAAUGGUAGAAGAAUAUGAUAUGAAAAGCCAUGAAUUAUUAAUGAGAAAAAUCAAAAAAGCUAGCAAUUUUAAGGAAGCUAAAUGGGAGUAUGAAAUAGGAGAAGCUCCUCUAAAUCCUAAUCAAUAAGAAUAACUGUUAAAGGCUACAAGUGCAAAUCCUAUAUUCUUAAGAAAGGACACAGACAGAGAUUUUUAGUUUAGAAUUAGAAAUUUGCCAUACCCAGAAGAAGUUUACUAAAUCGAGGUCGAUGAAGAAAAAUAAUAAUUAGUGGUGAGAACAACAAAUAAAAAAUACUUUAAAAGAAUUGAUGUUCCUGAUUUGGCAAGAUAUAAUUUAAAGUUAGAAAAGGGCAAAGCAACUUUCUCUUACAAAAAUAGUACAUUGCUUAUAUCAUAUCCUAAACCAGAUCCUAUACUUUUAAGAGAGUCUGAGAGAAGAAAAUAAUUCGAGAAAUUAAAUGCUAAAAAACCAAGGGAAGGUGAUAUUGAAUUUGUUGAAAAUUGA
Molecule: messenger RNA, 588 nt
Organism: Tetrahymena thermophila SB210
Lineage: Eukaryota; Ciliophora; Oligohymenophorea; Hymenostomatida; Tetrahymenidae
Product: DPCD protein
Exons: 8
Source: RefSeq, a predicted model, not a curated record